UUCUUUUCAGUCAGACUGGACUUUGAAAAUAAGCAACAGAUAGACAGUAACAGAGAAAUACAACACUGAAUGUAUCCCAAUAAUAAAUUUGGGACCAGGACCAGAAAGAGUUUCACUUUCCGUAUGUGGCUCAGUGGAGUUGAUGACUGUUCGUCUUUUUCACUUCUUGAACCGCUGUUGUUUCUGCAGGUCGGACAGGAUGGAGAGGAGUCGCCGUUCACGCUACACCGCCCCUCUUCAACGUCACGCGAGUAAAUCUAGGUUAUCGCUUAGUUCCGACGCCCUGGGAUCCCUCAAGCAGCUGGAGCUCAAGGACGCUGAGAACCCAAGAGAAUACUGUUAUGGUGGGUAUCACCAUGUGCAGAUUGGCGACACGUUCAACAGAAGAUACAAGGUGCUCUCCAAGCUCGGCUGGGGAUACUUCGCCACAGUGUGGUUCUGCGUGGACCUUAGUUUGGGUCGGCAUGUUGCAGUGAAAAUUCUGAAGAGCGGAGCUGCUUUCGCUCAAGCAGGACAGGAUGAACUUACUCUCCUACGAUGUACCGCUGGUCCCACUAGCCAACAUCCACACAGUCAAAGGAUUGUCCGUCUUCUGGAUGAGUUCAAGCUGGCUGGAGACAAUGGCGUUCAGCUGUUGGACACGUGUCUUGUAAUGGAGGCGCUCGGACCAGACCUGAGGAGCUUGCAGAUGCGCUCUGGGAACACCCGACUGUUGCAGCCAUAUGUCAAACAGAUAGUCACCCAGGUUCUGCAAGGUUUGGAUUACCUUCACACUCAGUGUAAAAUCAUCCACACAGACAUCAAGCCAGAGAACAUCCUGCUGUGUCCAAAAGAGACUGGACCAGUAUUUAACAGCACUGUGUCCAGUGGACUAAAAGGAAAUGAGGCUGACACCACAGGAAAACAGGACCUGAUUCCCGGUGUGUUUCAUGAUGCCACAGUGAAAAUUGCUGACCUAGGCAGUUCAUGCUGGGUGUACAAACAUUUCUGUGAGGAGAUCCAGACUCGUCAGUAUCGCUCACUGGAGGUCUUACUGGGCUCUGACUAUGGCCCACCAGCAGACAUCUGGAGCGUCGCCUGCAUAGCCUUUGAGUUACUCACAGGAGACGCUCUGUUUGAACCCAAAGCAGGCGCCUCCUUCUCUCUAGAGGAAGAUCACAUAGCCCAGAUCAUGGAGCUGCUCGGUAAAAUCCCACCAGCCGUCGCUAUGUCUGGGAAAUACUCUGCAGACUACUUCAACCACAGAGGCAACUUGCGACGUGUUGGACCAUUGAGGAUCUGGAGUUUGUAUGACGUUCUGGUGGAGAAAUACCACUUCCUCUUGGACGAGGCCACCACUUUUUCUGACUUCUUACUUGACAUGUUGGAUUAUUACCCAAAGAGGAGGGCCACUGCAGCACAGUGCCUCCUUCACCCUUGGCUGAACUCCUGAUGUAACUGGCUGGAAAGACCAGCCCUUCCACAAGCUCUCACAGACUUGAUGGCAGAUUCGUAAUGGUGAUGUUAGGCCAAUGUCAGAUUUAGCACAUUUCUUCGCCAUUGCAAACUCGACCCACACUAAUAAUCUGAUCUCAUCCAUCCAUCCAUCCAUCCAUCCAUCCAUCCAUCCAUCCAUCCAUCCAUCCAUCCAUCCAGUUUCAUCACCAGUUAACAAACCUCCUUGAUUUAAUAUGAUUUUAUAUAUGUUUUUGAAACAACCUCCCAAAAUGUUGAUCGUGAUUAUCAUAUAAAUGUACAUUGUUUUUCCACUAUUCUCUGUUGUGGCAGUGAGUAUUUUAAAUGGAAAAAGGUUUCUAGGCCAGGAGGUGAGAUGUGGCCAUGUCACGGAGGAAGCUCACCGAGAACCAGCCGCCAUGAAUACGACUACUUAUAUAACAAAGUAGAAUCAAUUCAUAUAACCUGAAGUGAAUGAUGUAGGCUACUCACGCAAAGCAGUAGGAGCCAAAGUUGUGGCAAUAACACGGCCUCGUCUGUCACAGCCUCUUCUGAACAAAUCCCCUUGUAGUACCUACUUGUCCUUAAAUGAACACAGACGUGAGAACCAAACAAAGUACCAAUGAAAUGGGGUAAUCUAGUAUAGUUUGAGUUUAUGGGUCAAAAACCAGUAGAAUAUUUUCUUACAAACAAAAAGUCCUACAGCCUGCAACUCGACCUUCGAGCUUGAUCCACAGGAGUGUUUUAAUUUGCUUGAUCAGAUAUUUUUCUCUCUCAAAAUUUACAAUUUUGUUGACUGGUGAGAUUACAUUUUCAGACUCAUAAGAAACUACUACCUUCAUCUAAAAAAAAACGUUAUGACUUCAUUUACUUAAGUUUUCAGUUUUCAACCUUAUUCACAUCAAAGUUUCAUCAAAGUUUACUAUAUUUUCACAAGGAAUAAUCUGUUUGUUUUUGUAUCGCAUACCACCCUACUAUGUUCUCCUUUCCAAAGUUGCAUCUAUGUUCCGGUUGUUCACACAGCAUUAUUAUUUAUUUGUUUGUUUAUGAAUACUCCAAGGACAAAAAUGUCCUUCCCUGGUCACCUUUCCAGCCUUGUACCCGCCUGAAAAUGUAAGUGUGAUUUUAUUCUGAAAUUCACCUGCUUUAAUCUCAUGCGACUGUCAACUCCAGUAAAUUCCUUGUGAUGGGCCGGUUGACACUGGAUGGCAUUUAUAGUCUCACAUCACUUCUAAGAAAGGCAGAAAGAACGAGCGACAGAAAGAGCAAGAAAAAAAAACAUUUCUGAGGUGUUUUCAUUACAGGGCACACAUUUUCACAAUUUUUUUUUCGAAUGAGCAAAUGCUCAUGAGCAAGCAAAUAAAAUAUCAAUUUCGCCCAAGAUGCCCCUAUUGAUACAU
This is a messenger RNA of Syngnathus typhle (broad-nosed pipefish), 2834 nucleotides long. Its product is annotated as SRSF protein kinase 3. NCBI's taxonomy places the organism in Eukaryota, Metazoa, Chordata, Actinopteri, Syngnathiformes, Syngnathidae. The coding region runs from base 143 to 1432 and encodes 429 amino acids. The transcript is spliced from 12 exons. Gene Ontology annotation, biological process: spliceosomal complex assembly; protein phosphorylation; regulation of mRNA processing. The record is from RefSeq and is a predicted model, not a curated record. Gene Ontology annotation, molecular function: protein kinase activity; ATP binding.